AUGGGGGCUAUGAGGGUGAUGGAAUGGUCUGCAGAAUCUGCUACAAAAGCUUAUUUUGAUACCCUAAAACUGUGCAAUGACCGUGGGAGACAAUGUGUCUCAUGGAAAACACAAGAGCCAGGCAGCAAUGAAUUUGUUUCAGCUUUGGCUGCCGGCAUGAAAGCCAAACUCAUAGUGGAGGUGACCUCGACAGUUUCGCCAUCAACGAUAGCCUUAGCAGUUGCUGCAAAACACACAGGAGGAAAACUGGUUUGCAUUCUUCCCGAGCCAGUCCUCAAUGAAUCAAAGAAAGUAAUCAGAGACUUAGGCCUUAAAGACUUGGUGGAGUUCAAGACCAGUGACCCUUCUGAGCUGUUGUCGAAUUACAAGAACAUUGAUUUCUCUGUGGUUGAUUGCAAGAAUGAUGAUUACACAAGGCUGCUGAAGUUGCUAGAUGUUAACCCUAGAAAAUCAGUGGUUGUGGCUAAUAACUUGGUUGGUGAAAGAAAGGGGUUGGAAGGGCAUUGGGAGUGA
This is a messenger RNA of Malus domestica (apple), 513 nucleotides long. RefSeq lists its product as uncharacterized. Lineage: Eukaryota; Viridiplantae; Streptophyta; Magnoliopsida; Rosales; Rosaceae. The record is from RefSeq and is a predicted model, not a curated record.